CAUCCAGAUUGAAAGCUAGCCAAACAAGACACGUUUCCAUUUUCAAACUUUUAUUUAUUUAUCUAUUUUCUUUUCCAUCUGAAACAUUGUAUACAUUCUUUUAAAUUUCUGGGUUUUAGUUGGCGUCUAGAACUCGUUGCAGAGAACAGAGUUAUUGGUUUAGCUCUGUUUUGGCCCUGAGAGUUUGAUAUAGAUACUUAUAUCUAUAUAAAUAUAACUCUCAGGGAAUUGGUGGGUUUAUUUAAGUUGUAUAGAAGUAUCUAAGCUUCAGGGAGAUUUGAAAAUGGAGGGCAGUGAUAUUUACAGAGCGGCUAAUAGUUUACGAAGAAACAGUUCUUCCAUGUGGAGAAGCAAUAAUAUGGAAAUAUUCUCGAGGUCGUCGAGGGAAGACGAUGAUGAAGAAGCUCUUAAAUGGGCAGCUCUGGAGAAGCUUCCUACUUAUGAUCGUCUCAGAAAAGGAAUACUCACUUCGCCGCACGGCGACGCAAGUGAAAUUGAUGUGAAUAAUCUUGGACUUGAAGAGAGGAAGGAGUUGAUGGAGAGGUUGGUUAAAGUUGCAGAUGAAGAUAAUGAAAAGUUCUUGCUCAAGCUUAAGAAUCGUAUUGAUAGAGUUGGAAUUGAAGUUCCAACAAUAGAAGUGCGAUAUGAGCAUCUGGAAGUAGAAGCAGAGACUCGUGUAGGAGGCAGAGCUUCGCCUACCUUCUUCAACUUCACUUUUAACAUGCUCGAGAGCCUCGUGAAUUAUCUCCAUAUUCUCCCAAGUAGAAAGAAACGUAUUUCUAUUCUUCACGAUGUUAGUGGAAUCAUCAAGCCAAGCAGAAUGACAUUGCUAUUGGGUCCUCCAAGUUCUGGUAAGACCACAUUCUUGUUAGCUUUGGCAGGAAAGCUUGACCCUGAACUAAAGUUAAGUGGGAGGGUGACCUACAACGGGCGCGAAAUGAAGGAGUUUGUACCGCAGAGAAGUGCAGCCUACAUCAGUCAACAUGAUGUUCAUAUUGGCGAAAUGACAGUGCGAGAGACAUUGGCUUUCUCUGCAAGAUGUCAAGGAGUUGGAACCCGAUAUGAUAUGCUAGCAGAGUUGUCUAGAAGAGAGAGACUGGCUAAUAUUAAGCCUGAUCCAGAUAUUGAUAUCUACAUGAAGGCAGCAGCAACAGAAGGCCAAGAGUCAAAUGUAGUGACUGAUUAUAUUCUAAAGGUUUUGGGAUUGGAUAUCUGUGCUGAUACCAUGGUUGGGGAUGAAAUGAUAAGGGGUAUCUCUGGGGGACAGAGGAAGCGUGUCACAACUGGUGAGAUGCUAGUUGGACCAGCAAAGGCGCUUUUCAUGGAUGAAAUAUCUACUGGUUUGGACAGCUCGACAACUUAUUCAAUUGUGAAUUCACUCAAGCAAUUUGUUCAUAUUUUUCAAGGGACUGCUGUCAUCUCACUGCUCCAGCCUGCACCAGAGACUUAUAACCUUUUUGAUGACUUGAUUCUCCUCUCCGAUGGUCAGAUUGUGUACCAGGGUCCACGGGAAGGCGUUCUUGAUUUUUUUGAAUCCAUGGGUUUUAAAUGUCCAGAGAGGAAAGGUGUCGCUGACUUUCUUCAAGAGGUGACAUCAAGAAAAGAUCAGGAGCAGUAUUGGGUACGAAAAGAGGAGCCUUACAGUUUUGUCACAGUAAAGGAAUUUGUGGAGGCUUUCCAAUCAUAUCAUGUGGGAAGGAAAGUAGGAGAUGAGCUUGCAACUCCAUUUGACGAGAGCAAAAACCACCCAGCUGCUUUGACAACCAAAAAAUAUGGUUUAGGGAAGGGGGAACUCUUAAGAGCUUGUAUAUCAAGAGAAUACUUGCUUAUGAAGAGGAACUCCUUUGUUUACUUCUUCAAGCUUUCACAAAUUGCAAUAACGGCGCUGAUUGGGAUGACAGUCUUUCUAAGAACCAAGAUGCCUGACGAUUCUGCAGAGGAUGGACAAAUUUACGUUGGUGCUUUGUUCUAUGCUGUGGUUACUGUAAUGUUUAAUGGAAUGUCAGAGAUUUCCAUGACCAUUGCCAAGCUUCCAGUCUUUUACAAGCAGAGGAACCUCCUGUUCUACCCUCCAUGGGCAUAUGCUCUUCCAACAUGGGUUCUCAAGAUCCCUAUCACAUUGAUAGAGGUUGCAGUCUGGGUGUUCCUUACGUAUUAUGUUAUUGGAUUUGAUCCAAAUGUUGGAAGGUUUUUUAAGCAAUAUCUUCUGCUACUAUGUGUAAACCAGAUGGCCUCUGCACUGUUCAGAUUGAUUGCAGCUUUGGGUAGGAACAUGAUUGUUGCAAACACUUUUGGGUCCUUUGCCUUGCUAGCAACUUUCGCAUUGGGUGGCUUUGUGCUGUCUAAAGAUGAUAUUAAAAAAUGGUGGAUUUGGGGUUUCUGGAUUUCCCCUUUGAUGUAUGGCCAGAAUGCAAUACUAGUUAACGAGUUCCUUGGGAACAAGUGGCGACAUAUCCUGCCAAACUCAACAGAACCUCUAGGAGUUGAAGUUUUGAAGAGCGGCGGGUUCUUUACAGAUGAAUAUUGGUAUUGGCUUGGCAAUGGGGCACUGCUUGGAUUUAUUUUACUUUUCAACAUUGGUACCGUUAUUGCUUUCACUUUCCUCAAUGAAUUUGGGAAGUCAGGAUCCAUAAAAUCAGAAGAUGACAGCAGCGGUGAGAAGGGCAGAGCUGGGGGAUCCAUUCAAUUAGCACAAAGAGAAAGAAGCUCAAGUAACCAAACUCGGAGUCAUAAUGAGAAAAGAGGAAUGAUUCUUCCAUUUGAACCACAUUCAAUCACCUUUGAUGAUGUUGUAUAUUCUGUGGACAUGCCUCAGGAAAUGAGGAGUCAGGGUGUUGCAGAUGAUAGAUUGGUUCUCCUGAAGGGUGUAAGUGGCACUUUUAGGCCAGGUGUUUUAACUGCUCUGAUGGGAGUUAGUGGUGCUGGUAAAACAACUUUGAUGGAUGUCCUGGCUGGUAGGAAAACUGGUGGAUAUAUUGAUGGCGAUAUCAGAAUUUCUGGAUACCCUAAGAAGCAAGAAACAUUUGCACGAAUUUCUGGAUAUUGUGAGCAAAAUGACAUCCACUCACCGCAUGUUACUGUAUACGAGUCCUUGCUCUACUCAGCUUGGCUCCGAUUACCAACAGAAGUUGAUUCUGAGACAAGAAAGAUGUUCAUCGAGGAAGUGAUGGAGCUUGUGGAACUCAACCCACUGAGACAAGCACUAGUUGGGUUGCCUGGUGUCAAUGGUCUCUCAACUGAGCAGCGGAAAAGGUUAACAAUUGCAGUGGAGUUAGUGGCCAAUCCCUCUAUAAUAUUCAUGGAUGAGCCUACUUCAGGGCUAGACGCAAGAGCUGCUGCAAUUGUCAUGAGAACUGUUAGGAACACUGUGGAUACUGGAAGAACAGUUGUGUGCACCAUCCAUCAGCCAAGCAUCGACAUAUUUGAAGCUUUUGAUGAGCUAUUCCUAAUGAAACGUGGAGGACAAGAAAUAUAUGUUGGGCCAUUGGGUCACCAUUCUUGCCAUCUAAUCAAGUAUUUUGAGGGAAUUGACGGCGUCAGUAAAAUAAAAGAUGGAUAUAAUCCUGCAACUUGGAUGUUGGAAGUUUCUAGUUCAGCUCAAGAAAUGGUUCUAGGAGUUGACUUUGCUGAGGUGUACAGAAAUUCAGAAUUAUACAGGAGAAACAAGCAACUUGUUAAAGAACUGAGCAUCCCUGCACCUGGGUCGAAGGACCUACAUUUCCCCACCAGAUACUCACGAUCAUUUCUCACCCAAUGUGUAGCUUGCUUUUGGAAACAACGUUUGUCUUACUGGCGCAACCCACCUUACACCGCUGUAAGAUUUCUCUUCACCACAGUCAUAGCAUUGAUGUUCGGGACUGUGUUCUGGGACCUCGGCACCAAGAGGAGCAAGCAAAAAGAUCUGAUGAAUGCAAUGGGAUCUAUGUAUGCUUCUGUUCUCUUCCUUGGAGUCCAAAAUGCUUCAUCAGUGCAACCAGUAGUUGCCAUUGAAAGAACAGUUUUCUACAGAGAAAAAGCUGCUGGGAUGUAUUCAGACUUGCCAUAUGCAUUUGCACAGGCGAUGAUUGAGAUUCCAUAUGUCUUUUCACAAGCUGUAGUCUACGGUUUGAUAGUGUACGCAAUGAUUGGAUUCGAAUGGACAGCCGCCAAAUUCUUUUGGUAUCUGUUCUUCAUGUACUUCACAUUGCUGUACUUCACCUUCUAUGGCAUGAUGGCUGUGGCUGUGUCACCAAACCACCAUAUUGCCUCCAUUAUUUCUUCUGCAUUUUACGGAAUGUUUAAUCUAUUCUCAGGAUACAUAAUCCCACGACCCAGGAUCCCCGUAUGGUGGAGAUGGUACUACUGGGCGUGCCCUGUGGCAUGGACUUUGUAUGGAAUGGUUGCAGCACAGUUUGGAGAUAUUAAGGACACCUUUGGUGACACAGAUGAAAGUGUAGAAGACUUUUUGAGAAGAUAUUUUGGAUUCAAACAUGACUUCUUGGGUGUGGUUGCAGCUGUGAUUGUUGGUUUUACAGUGCUUUUUGCAUUCAUCUUUGCCUUUGCCAUUAAGGCGUUUAAUUUUCAAAGGCGAUAGAAUUUUAUUUUUUAUUUUUUGUUUAUAUUUGUUACUUUCUUUUUUAUAUUUUUUUUAUAUGUACUAUAAGUGGUAUAUCAACCGGGUCCAAUAUGUACUUGUACAUUGUCCAUAUAAACUUUUAAAGUUGACCACAAGAGGGUGAAAAGUAUUCUGUCAUUUCUUAAUCCCAGUAGAUUUGGUACUUAAUGGGAUAUACAUGUGAAGCAUGAGAAUCUGUAGUAAUACACAUUGUUCAAUAAAACAAUCUUUGAUUGCA
Messenger RNA from Ziziphus jujuba (common jujube), 4832 nucleotides. Its product is annotated as pleiotropic drug resistance protein 1. Gene Ontology annotation, molecular function: ATP hydrolysis activity; ATP binding; ABC-type transporter activity. The transcript is spliced from 23 exons. Lineage: Eukaryota; Viridiplantae; Streptophyta; Magnoliopsida; Rosales; Rhamnaceae. The coding region runs from base 284 to 4573 and encodes 1429 amino acids. Gene Ontology annotation, cellular component: membrane. The record is from RefSeq and is a predicted model, not a curated record.